This is a messenger RNA of Cynoglossus semilaevis (tongue sole), 1601 nucleotides long. RefSeq names its product 3-hydroxyisobutyrate dehydrogenase b (gene hibadhb). NCBI's taxonomy places the organism in Eukaryota, Metazoa, Chordata, Actinopteri, Pleuronectiformes, Cynoglossidae. The transcript has 8 exons. Gene Ontology annotation, cellular component: mitochondrion. Gene Ontology annotation, biological process: L-valine catabolic process. Gene Ontology annotation, molecular function: NAD binding; NADP binding; 3-hydroxyisobutyrate dehydrogenase activity. The record is from RefSeq and is a predicted model, not a curated record. The coding region runs from base 89 to 1078 and encodes 329 amino acids.
GCUGCGCGUUCUGCUCCCUAAUUGAACAAACCAACUGUCAUUAGAUGACGUAUCCUUGCGUCAUACGUAGACUCAGGAGGAAAGAAGCAUGGCCGCGGUACUGAGAGGUUCUCGGUAUCUAGUGGGGAGGUGUAGCAAGAAUGUUGACUUUGUCUUUGUCUCCACUAGGUCUAUGGCCUCUAAGACACCUGUGGGCUUUAUUGGUCUGGGCAAUAUGGGAAACCCCAUGGCAAAGAACUUGCUGAAGAACGGGUAUCCGAUUAUUGCAACAGAUGUGUUUCCAGAAUCCUGCAAAGAAGUACAAGAGCUGGGAGCCCAGAUUGUAGAUAAUCCUGCUGACGUUGCCGAUAAGGUUGACCGUAUAAUUACGAUGCUCCCGUCCAGUCCUAAUGUCGUUGAUGUGUACACAGGACCAAAUGGCAUCCUCAAAAAGGUGAAGAAAGGCUCCCUCCUCAUUGACUCCAGCACCAUCGACCCUUCAGUUUCAAAGGACAUGGCUGGAGCAGCAGAGAAGAUGGGUGCAGUUUUUAUGGAUGCCCCUGUAUCAGGAGGUGUUGGUGCUGCCAGUUCUGCCAAACUGACUUUUAUGGUUGGAGGAGCAGAGGAGGAAUUUACUGCGGCCAAAGAACUGCUCAGCUGCAUGGGAGCUAACGUCGUGUACUGCGGUCAAGUCGGAACUGGACAGGCUGCUAAGAUAUGCAACAACAUGCUCUUAGCCAUUGGAAUGAUCGGUACUUCAGAGACGAUGAACUUGGGGAUCAGACUCGGUCUCGAUCCCAAACUUUUGGCCAAGAUCCUGAACAUGAGUUCGGGUCGGUGCUGGUCCAGUGACACCUACAACCCCGUACCAGGAGUUAUGGAGGGAGUUCCCUCUGGAAAUAACUACCAGGGAGGCUUCGGCACUCAGCUGAUGGCUAAGGACCUGGGGCUCGCACAGAACACGGCCACAAACACAAAAAGUCCCGUCCCCCUGGGCUCCUUAGCUCACCAGAUCUACCGUAUGAUGUGUGCACGUGGUUAUGCCAAUAAAGAUUUCUCCUCCGUUUUCCAGUUCCUGCGUGAGGAGGACAGCCAGUAACGGCAGCCUCCUCUGAGACCUGUCCCUGCUCAGGACUGUAGUGGUGAAGUUAGGGUGCCCAUCACCCUGGGAACUUUCUUUCUUUUUCAUUUUUUUUUAAAUCUCUUAUUGGUCAAAGUUGUGAAUGAUGAAGAGCUGUAAUGAGCAGCAGAUACUGUGAGCACUUCUCUCCCAUCAGAAUUGAUCUUUUUCUGUGUGAUCUUUGUAGGAUAAACACUCCACUCAGAUUUGAUAGAUAAGCGAGUUGUCAGAGAGCUAGAUGAGGAUUCAGAAAUUCUGACAGACUGCUUUAGUGAUGAUGCGAACAAUCGUGGAAAUCUGUGAUCUGAAAUUAUUAUAUCUGUGUGUCCAGACUGAACACCUUAGUCUCUGUAUUUAUCUGUUUGUCAUUUCUUCAUUUAGACUUUUUUUUUGUUUGUUUGUUUCAUGUUAUUUUUUUCUUGAACCUGAACUGUUACUUUAACACAACCAUCUCGUACAAAACCCUGUUAGGAAAUAAAAAACAAAAACAAAUGGGGAAGUA